Triticum urartu is the source of this 1639-nucleotide messenger RNA. RefSeq lists its product as uncharacterized. Lineage: Eukaryota; Viridiplantae; Streptophyta; Magnoliopsida; Poales; Poaceae. The record is from RefSeq and is a predicted model, not a curated record.
AUUUGCAUCUCAGCCUGUGCGAAAGAUUCCACACGGAUCGGGAUCGAUCGCACAUGGCCGCGGCGGCGCCGCCCCGGCGCAUCGGCAGGUCGACCGUCCACAUGGACGGCGGUGGCGCCGACAGGCCGACGCCGGCGAUUGAUGGUGUAGGCCGCACGUCCUCUGGCGCCGGGGCCGGGCGGCGGCCGGGCAUCAACCUCUUCUCGGGGCCGGUAUGUGCCGGCGUGUUCGUCUCCUUUGCGCUCUGCAUCGUCGCCUACUGCGUCUACUCCUUCCUCGCUCGUCGCCGCGCCAUCUUCGACGCCCGCCGCAGGUUCCUCGGCCGCGUGCGCGACAGCUUCAACCGCCUCUCCGAAUGGUCAGCCGACGGGCCAGCGACGCCGCCUCCGCCAGCAUCAGUGACAACGGCCGACCGCGUUGACGAGCCACCGCCUCCUCCAGUCGCGACCACGCCCCCCGGCUUUGACGUGCCACCGCCGCCUCCAGUAGCGACAACGACCACAUGCGAUGACGUGCCACCGCCUCCUCGAGCAGCGCCGGCCCGCCCUGCACGGGGAGACGCCUCCAACUCUGGCCUCGGUAACUGCCCGGUGUGCCUGGAGCCAUUACACGGGCGUACCAACAUCAUGGCGGCGCAGGCAUGCGCCCACGUGUUCCAUGCGUAUUGCAUCGAGCCAUGGCUCCACAGCCGGGGCUCCUGCCCCGUGUGCCAGUGCACUGACAACCCCACCUCCAUCCUCAUCCCUGACCCCGCCUCCACCUCCACCUCCAUCGGCGAAUGUCCGGUGUGCCUCGAGGCCUUGCGCCUUGAUUGUGGCGACGUCAGGGCGGCACACGCUUGCGGCCAUGUGUUCCACUCGCAUUGCAUCGAGCCGUGGCUCAACCAACAGGGCUCAUGCCCUGUGUGCCGGUGCACUGUCAGCUUCAACCCCAACUCCACCUACAACCCCGCCUCCAUCUCCACCUCCAACCCGACCCCAGACACGAACCCCACCUCCAUCCCGACCCCAAACUCCACCUCCAACUCCGGCCCCGUCGGCGAAUGUCCGGUGUGCCUCGAGCCCCUAUGCAUUGGUGGUGGCGACAUGAGGGCAGCUCACGCGUGCGGCCACGUGUUCCACUCCCGCUGCAUCGAGCGGUGGCGUGGUGAUGGUGCUCGCAACCAGUGAUGGUGCUCGCAACCCCCAAGAGACCGUGGUCAUGGUGAUUGCGGAACAAACGGGAGAGUAGGGGGACCGGAGCUAGCCGACGACGGUGACAUGCAAUGAUCCAUGACCACUUGCCUUGAACUACUCUCAGUGACUAAGACAACAUGCAACAAUGUUGGUAAUGACAAUGAGUGUGACAGAUUGCCAGAAACCAAUUGUAUUGUACGGUUGUUUUUUUGCUUUUGGAGUGAGCUUGCUUAGACAUAGUAGAUUUGGUCAGCAAAUUGCUUGGAUAUAUUUCAUGUAUGUCUUGUCAUUUGUUCAGUGACAAAAUUCUUUUGUUAUUGGUGUUAUAUAGAGUUUGUUACAAUGUAAACCAACCCGUAAAGAUAAGGGUUUGGAAUUCGAUUUGAUUCUUUUAUUGUAUCUCAAGCCUUGUAAUCUCUGGAUGUAAUUUGUUGCAUAUAUAAAUAACACGCACGCAUUGUGGA